Phlebotomus papatasi is the source of this 5165-nucleotide messenger RNA. RefSeq lists its product as uncharacterized. The transcript has 10 exons. NCBI's taxonomy places the organism in Eukaryota, Metazoa, Arthropoda, Insecta, Diptera, Psychodidae. The coding region runs from base 450 to 3986 and encodes 1178 amino acids. The record is from RefSeq and is a predicted model, not a curated record. Gene Ontology annotation, molecular function: protein binding; serine-type endopeptidase activity. Gene Ontology annotation, cellular component: membrane. Gene Ontology annotation, biological process: proteolysis.
CGAUAUGUGGUGACUUUCUGGCAAAUUUUGGAAGUCAGCCAAAGUGCGUUCAAUGUUCGACACUCCCCCUAUUUACUCCGAAAGCUGCAUCUCUAUAACUUUGGAGUCAGACAAUCAUUGUGACUCUCCACUUGACACCAGUCCACUGUCGAUUGUGAUAAAGAAAACAUAUUCUCCCGGAAGCACAAAAAUCAAAAUCCCGCUGGGGAUUGUGAUAAAUUGCAUGAAAAUAUUCUCUGCGACAAUUUAGUUUUUUUUUUUGUAAUCUAGUUAGAGUAGUGAAUUUUUUUUUCAAGAGACUGAACAUUGAGAAAAAAAGUUUAUUGAUAUAGUUUUUCUUGAAUUAUUAUUAUUUUUUUGGAUACAAAUAUCUGUCCAGAUUGUAAAUAUGUCACGAUUGGAAAUAUUGAACGAGGAGGAAACUCGUGUCACAACCACUUGUCACCACGAUGGCAUCCACAGCUUUGAGUAAUCACACCAAUAACUUCAUCACACCACCAUCACCGGAAGGCAUCGAAAAAUCCACCAUCAACUCCUUUGAUGACUUUGCCAAGAGUCGAAGUCGAUCCACACGAGCCGCCAGCCUAGCUUUACCCAACAAUUCCAAUCUAUUGGAUCUCCUAGACACAGAACAUCAUUCCACAUAUCUCACACCCAUCAAUCUCUCACCCACUUCCGCCACCAUUCGACGCCACUCUACGCAUCAUUAUCCCAAUAGUACCGUGGAAAUUCCAGAUACCGAAGUCAAUCCCGUGGUGACUCCAAAAAUUCUGCCUCUAGUUCCACCACCAGUGCCGAAGAGAACAUUUCAGGGGAAAUUGGGAACGAAUCAGCCCAGAUUGAGUGAGAAGGGAUCCAGUGAUUACUAUAAGAUGCAAAAUCAGGACACACAGAGUGCCCUGGACAAUGAGGAUCGAUUGAGUAUCGAUUCGUCAUCGUCGGUAUUUGAGGAGAAUGGUGUGGGGGAUUUUGUUCCAUUCGAUGGUACAAAAUCCUUUUUUCAUAGUUCAAAUCGAUCCUCCUCAGACUCCAAUAAGAGUCAAACCACCAUUGACACAGGGUACAUGUCAUCGGCAACUCACCAAUCCUUCCGAAGUCGUUUUUCAUCAGAAGAUACCCAAUCCUCUAUUGAUAGUUACAUGUCGGGCGAAGCACAGCGGUCAGAGGGAUUUCCAUCACCCCCACCGGCUGACAAUCGCAUUUUCAAUCGUAUUCGCGACACUGACAAGGAUACAGGCAGUGGGAGGUAUCACAAGAAUGUGGUGAAGAAUGUGGAAAACUGUCGAAGGCAACUUCCGGCAGUGCCACAGAGACGUCAUCAAGCAACAGUUCCGCCCAAACUUCCACCACCAACCAGUGGAGGAUGUCCUACGACUAGGACUAGAGGAACACCACCGGCUCCUCCUCUGCGUUCACAGACAUCUUUGGACUCAGCCAAAUUGCUGCAUAACAGUCAGGUGUUGGGAAUGCGAAAGGGACUGAAUAAACCACCACCAUUGGCUAAAAUCACCCACCGGCAGGAUUCUAGCAUAAGCAGUGAUAGUUUUUCUGUCACUUCGAGUCCUGGGUACAAUGUCAAGAGCAUGGAAACUCCGUUGCUGCAUCAUACAGCUAAGAUUGGGAGAUCUAGCAUGGUUAAGAUGCCAAGUGAUUCAGCCACGGACAGUUUUAAUAUGACCACGAGACAUCAAAAAGCCAUCAAUGUGCGUCAAGAUUCAAAUGUAUCCAGCGACAGCUUUAGUCAGACAUCUAGUCCGGGAUACUCGUCGAAGUUACUGGACACACCUUUGCUGACAAAUCACAAACUUCAUGCAUUGAAACAGAAUUUCAAAGGUGCUGAUGAGAUUCUCCAUGAAGGUGGCUCUGACAACAAUCCCAGUUCACCAAUUACCAAGAGUGCAUCGACCCCGGCAAGCCUUCAGACGAUUGUACGCUUCCAAAAUGGCUCCAAUAUGUCUCUCCAGCACAAAAUUAUUAACAGGAGAAAAAAUUCCUCUUCAUACAUCCUCCGAGGACCUCUCAAAUUCCGCCUAUGUCAAAUUCUCCUCAAUGCCAUCGCACUUUUGGCAAUUGCUGGAGGUCUUGCGGCAUAUUUCAAUGCAUAUCCCACUGUUAAGUUCAUCAAUAAGACCAUCAUUACACCAACAAGGGCUGAUACACUUUAUAGUCCUGAGGAAUCUUCAGUGAGUGUUGUUGGUGGUAAAAAUCCCGCUCCUGGAGUUUGUCUUCCCGUCAUCGUAAAAUUCUGCCAGCAACACCAACUUCCCUACAAUUUUACCGUCUUUCCCAAUUAUAUUGGACACUUUGGACAGCCUGAAGCACAAGCUGAAUUGGAUGCCUAUGAAGCUCUUGUUGAUGUGAGAUGCUACGAACUGGUAACCCUCCUGCUCUGUUCCCUCUUUGUGCCAAAGUGUAGUUCAACUGGGACAACUGUCCCCCCUUGUCGAAGUCUCUGUACGGAAACAAUGCGACGCUGUGGAUUUUUCUUCGAAGUUUUUGGACUAGAAUUACCAGAAUAUAUAAAAUGCCACCUCUUUGCGGAGUCUAACAAUCCAGAUGAGUGUGUGGGCUCUAGGGAAGUUCAGGAGGCAAAAAUUCGUUCCCAAAAUCCUACAUGUUCGGGUUUCAUGUGUGACAAGAAACGUUGCAUUCCAUCGGAAUGGAAAUGCGAUGGACAUGUUGACUGUAAUGAUCAGACUGAUGAAUCAGAUUGUGUUUUCUGCCCUGAAGGAUCAAUUUACUGUGGCGAGAGGAGAUGUAUGAGUCAGAAGCAUGUUUGCGAUGGAAUUCAGGAUUGUCCCUAUGGACAAGAUGAGCGGAAUUGCAUUCGCUUAAGUGAGAGAAAUGGGGAUUUGGGACGUGGAACUUUGGAAGUUUAUAGGGCAAAUGUAAAGAAAUGGGCACCAGCUUGUAUCUCAAAUUGGGAUCCAGCCACAUCUCCUACAACUAUUUGCUCAAUGCUUGGGUACAGUUCAGUGAAUUCUAGUCGAUUGAAAAUGAUCGGAACGAACAUAACAAUGGUCACACCUACGAAAGAUACUCCUGCUAUGUGGAGGAUGUACCAGAAACGACAGACAAACCUUAUGAAGGAAUUCACCAAUUGUCCAAGUUCAAUGUAUCCGGUGGUGGAACUAACAUGUUCCAAUUUUGAAUGCGGAAAAGUCAAACGACGAAGGAAUUUCAGUGCAAAAACGAGAAUUGUUGGAGGAACACAGAGUUCCCCGGGAGAUUGGCCCUUUUUGGCUGCUAUUCUCGGUGGUCCUGAGGAGAUUUUCUACUGUGCUGGUGUUCUCAUUUCUGAUCAGUGGGUUCUAACAGCAUCACAUUGUGUUGGAAACAUCACAAACCGCAAGAUAAACGAUUGGACAAUUCAGUUAGGGAUGACACGACGCCACAGUCAUACAUACUAUGGGCAGAAGGUUAAAGUCCGAAGGGUGAUACCUCAUCCACUCUACAACUCUUUCGUGGCUCAUGACAAUGACAUUGCUCUGUUUCAGCUCAGCACGCGCGUGGCUUUCCACGAGCACCUUCUGCCCGUCUGCCUCCCACCGCCUCUCAAAGAGAUUAAACCCGGGACACACUGCACCGUGAUCGGAUGGGGCAAAAAGGAAGACAAGAAUACACAGGAAUUUGGGAUUGGGUCAGCCUUUUCUGCUUCCUAUGAACCAGCAGUUAAUGAAGUAUCAGUCCCGGUGCUCAAUCGAGAUCUCUGCAAUGAGUGGCUAGAGAUGCUCAAUGUGACUGAAGGAAUGAUUUGUGCUGGCUAUCAGGAGGGUGGCAAGGAUGCAUGUCAAGGUGACAGCGGUGGUCCACUUCUUUGUCGCGACAGUACCGACAGAGAUCGCUGGUUUGUAGGUGGAAUUGUUUCAUGGGGAAUAAUGUGUGCUCACCCUAAGCUUCCUGGUGUCUAUGCAAAUGUUCCGCGGUACAUUCCCUGGAUUAUGCAGCAGAUUCAAAAGUAUUCAGCUGGGUCAUACUUCACUUAGAAUUUCUAUCGCACCGCCCCUUUCCCAUUCUUCUGACAGUAACUCAACUUUAACCAUAUCCUAGUUAAACAUACAAUAUCAAUAUCUUACUAAAGAUACAAUAUCAUCCUUUUCCCACCACAAGACAUAUCUUUUGUGAACAAGAAGAAAAUAGAAAGAAAAUAUCUCGUAUUUUUCUACAAAACCUACAAAUUUAUUCAUUGAAAAUCGUUAAUUUUUUUUAAAGAAAAAAGAAAAAAAUAUUCUAUUUUGGAAUCCCAUGACUAUAUAUUAUAUGUUGAAAUAUUUAGCUAAACUUCUAUAAUAGGCAAUGCCUUUGAUUAAGAUAAUAAAGUCUGUGAAUUCUUAAAGAAACACAGCAAAAUGCAGGACAGGAGUUUUUAUAGACACGUUUAGAUCCUUCUUUCUAAAAAGAAAUUGUGUGAAAGAAAAAAAUAUAUCAAGAAACUUGGACAAUAAUGUGAAUUUUCGUAGAAAGAAAAUUUUAUUAUAUAUUACCAAAUAAGAGAAUUGUGAAUAAGGGAAUGAUAGAAUCCUUUUUAUUUUGGAAAUGAUGAACAAAACUUUAGUGUCCUUGAUGUCAGACAAUACAUUAUUGAUGAGAAGUGUUUACCAGAUAAAGAAAUAUUUGUUUUUUAGUUAUAAAAAAAAGAAAAUGUAAUGUUUAAUGAAAACCAAAGCCUCUAUGCACAUUCUUUCUAAAAGAAUGGGUGUUUAAAAGAAUAUAGGAAACCAUUGACACUAAAAAUUAAGAUAAAAAAAUGCUUCUUAUGAAAUGAACAAAAAAAAUACAUAUAGAAAUAUUAUAAUUAAUAUUCUUGCUAUCAAGUACUUUAAGGUGAUUGAAAAUGAUUGAAGUAAAUACUUUUUAACUUGAUUAUAAAUUGUAAUUGGACGACAUAUCGUCGCAAAUGAAUCCAUGAUCUUUUGUUAAAUCCUUGUCGAAAAAGAAAUUACCAGAUAGAAUCAACUAAAUACUAAUUUAAGAUGAUAUCCAAUAACUGUGACUGAUUCAAAUUUUAAAAAUAUUUUUGAAUUUUUCGAAAAUGUGAAUCAGACAUGGUAAGUUUAAAAAUUGUGAGAUAUGAAGAUACACUAUUGUGUAGAAAUUGACAAUAAAAGAAAGAGAAACAGAAUUGUGAAAAAAAAACUUGUGUAGAUGUUUAGAAAACAAGAAAA